UAUUUACUCGACAAGCACAUCUCGCAAAGUCCCAACUGAGUGCGCCAACGCUCUUCAUAUUUUACACCAAAACUGCAUGUUAUAUAUUCACACGCAUCGAUCUUCCACCACUCCGCAUCUACUAAUUUCAAAGUAAUAAUAUGCACAAACACACUCACACCUCUUGAUUAAUCCUCGUCAUUUCUUCAAAAUUUCUCACGCCAUUUCCUUGUUCUACAACCAUCCACAAACAUGAAGCUGCUCCAACGUUCCAAAAAUCAACACGAGCUUGGAAUGCUAGUGCGAAAAUUGUUGAAUAUGAGAAAAAAAGGAACCGAGUAUACUGCGGACGAGGUGGAAGAGGAUCUUAACAGCAGCACUGAUUCCGACACAGAAGAACUUUGUGAGUCCUCUAAGCAAUCGAAAUUUAACAAGUACAAAAGCGGAGAGGUCACAGUUGAUCCGCUAAAAGAGGCGCUUCCUAGAUUGAGAAGACGAAACUCUGAAACGUACAGGGCACAAUAUAUAACAGCAAAAGAAGUCAGAGUACAUGCUUGUACAUGGAACGUCGGUGGUGAACUUCCACCAGAUGAUCUGGAUAUUGAAGAAUGGCUAAAUGUCCGCGAACCUGCUGAUAUAUAUGUUAUCGGUUUUCAGGAGAUUAUACCAUUAAAUGCUGGCAACAUCUUCGGUGCUGAGGAUAGUCGGCCCAUUCCAAAAUGGGAACACAUCAUUCGUAGAACACUUGAUAAGACUCAGCCAGUCAAAGCUAAUUGCAAAUGCUAUAGUGAUCCUCCUUCUCCAUCAAAAUUUAAGCCAUCUAAAGAUUUUCCUAAUUUAGAAGAUCAAGUACUGCUCGAUAGUGAUUGUGAUGAGGACAAAUCGGAUUAUAGUGAAGACAUUGAUGAACUUGUUGGAAAUCAAGACUAUUAUAGCAACAUAGUGGCAGUUAUAUAUCAUAUUAUACAAGCCAAGGCCAAAUAUCUUGAUUCUCCCAAGAAAUUGGAUAGAUCAAAUUGUCUCCAAAUUGAAGGAGCUUCAGAACCAUCUUUUCUUAUGCGGAGUAAUAGAAUAAGAAAACCUCUCAGUAAGACAGAAGUGGUGGGCCUGAGCUGGGCUGAGCCACCAUUGGAUCUUCUGGCUCAGUGUACUCUUGAUAGGCCUAAUUCUUUCAAGUCUUUCAAAGCCUAUAAAUAUUUUAGGACAUUUAAUCCUUUCAAGUCAUCUAUGACAGAUGAUGCUAGAGUGCAUUCUGAUGCAGCUUACAUCUCAAAUGCUGGCCUUGAAUUGCUUGUGAAACGUAAGAGAAGAUCACGUUAUGUAAGAAUAUUAAGCAAGCAGAUGGUUGGCCUUUUCAUCACUAUAUGGGUGCGCCGAAGUCUGCGAAGGGGUAUUCAAAAUGUGAAUGUGUCUACUGUUGGAGUUGGUGCUAUGGGUUACAUAGGAAACAAGGGAUCAAUAUCAGUUAGUAUGUCUAUAUACCAGAAUCUGUUCUGUUUCGUAUGUACUCACCUUUCAUCCGGUGAAAAGGAAGAUGAAGCAAUCAAACGAAAUGCUGAUGUGCGUGCAAUACAUCGUAGAACCCAAUUUAGUUCCUUUUCAGGCAUUGCACUUCUGAGAAGCAUCUACGAUCACGAGAGAAUUAUUUGGCUAGGUGAUCUCAAUUACCGGUUAAAUUUGCCUUACGAAGAAACACAACAGCUCAUCUCCAGAAGGGACUGGUCUGAGCUGGUUGAGUAUGACCAGCUCAUUCAAGAAUUUGGAGAAGGAAAAGCAUUUUGUGGAUGGUCAGAAGGUACUCUAAACUUUCCACCAACUUAUAAGUAUGAGUUGAAUUCAGAGAAGUACUAUGGAGAAGAUCCAAAAUUUGGAAGGCGAACUCCGGCAUGGUGUGACCGCAUCGUAUCACAUGGGAAGGGAUUCAAGUUAAUGAGCUACAGGAGGACUGAUCUCAGGCUCUCUGAUCACCGACCUGUGUCUGCAUCAUACAUGGUAGAGGUUGAGGUAUUUUCUCCAAAGAGGUUACAAAAAGCACUUCUAUUUACUAAUGCAGAAAUUGAACAUGACGAAUUCGUUGCCAGCAUGGGGCUUGCUGGUGGAAUCAGUAGGCCAGGAUGAUUAGAGGAUGCAUCUGAUCGGGGUCGCUAGAUUGUGAACUGUAUAAUCCAUGUGAAGACCUGACAUGAGGUUGUCCAGUGACUCGUGUACAACUCAAAGUGGAGGGAGUAUAUCACAAUUAUGAAUUAUCCCUUAUAAUUGCAGUUUUGUCUAUUUCGAUGAUCCUUAACACAUGGAAAAGAAGGGCAUUGCAGAAGAAGUCAGCCUUCAUGAUUUUUGCAAGUUCAUCACCACUCCUUAAGGAUCCACUUUAACAAAAGCCUCUCUGGCUGCACAUACAAUUGCAAUGUCACAUCAAUGUAUAUAAGCCCUGAUGAUCUCGAUCUACUUCUACAAUGGCGUGUUAAUGACAGCACAUCUCUCAGGAUUUGCUACGAUAGAGGAUGUUGUGCUGGUCAUUCUGAACAAGAAGUUCUCUUCAUUUCUCUACAAUCUCCGACUACACAUCAAAUAUGAUAUGUUUAAUUCUCAGUCUCUCUCAAGCCACAGUUCUUGGCUUGUUGUAAGUUACACUUUCUCACACAGAACAAGUGGAGAUAUUGCCACAUGCAUUUGUAAGCUAAAUAAAUCUGCAACUAUCCUAAUAAUUAGUUAUCAUGAAAUCAAUAAACAAAAUUAUGGUUUGAUAUUUUCUAUA
Molecule: messenger RNA, 2734 nt
Organism: Daucus carota subsp. sativus
Lineage: Eukaryota; Viridiplantae; Streptophyta; Magnoliopsida; Apiales; Apiaceae
Product: type IV inositol polyphosphate 5-phosphatase 3
Exons: 12
Coding region: 232-2097 (621 amino acids)
Biological process (GO): phosphatidylinositol dephosphorylation
Molecular function (GO): phosphatidylinositol-3,4,5-trisphosphate 5-phosphatase activity; inositol-polyphosphate 5-phosphatase activity; phosphatidylinositol-4,5-bisphosphate 5-phosphatase activity
Source: RefSeq, a predicted model, not a curated record